Lingula anatina is the source of this 1970-nucleotide messenger RNA. Its product is annotated as CDP-diacylglycerol--inositol 3-phosphatidyltransferase. Gene Ontology annotation, molecular function: CDP-diacylglycerol-inositol 3-phosphatidyltransferase activity. Gene Ontology annotation, biological process: phosphatidylinositol biosynthetic process. NCBI's taxonomy places the organism in Eukaryota, Metazoa, Brachiopoda, Lingulata, Lingulida, Lingulidae. Gene Ontology annotation, cellular component: Golgi apparatus; membrane. The record is from RefSeq and is a predicted model, not a curated record.
UUUACUAUCGGUGCAUAGGUGAUACAGUUUGGAUUCCUUUCUUUCCGUACACAAUAAUCCCUGAUUUAACGAAAGUGUUGCUGAUUCAGUGGCAUUGCAUGAUGGCUGAAAAUAUAUUCCUUUUUGUACCAAAUUUAAUCGGUUAUGCAAGAAUACUCCUGGCAUUUGCAUCAUUCUAUUUCAUGCCUUUUGAUCAUGUGACUGCAAUAACUUGUUAUAUGUUGAGUAGUGGACUUGAUGCCAUUGAUGGGCAUGCUGCAAGGUAUCUUGGCCAAGGUACAAAAUUUGGUGCUAUGCUGGACAUGCUAACAGACAGAUGUGGCACAAUGUGCCUGAUUAUAGUGCUAUGUCAGUUUUAUCCAAAGUAUACCAUUGUCUUGAUGUUCAACUUAUGUGUUGAUAUUGUCAGUCACUGGAUGCAUACUUGGGUUUCUGCUAUGAAAGGAAGCUCUAGCCAUAAGGUGAUAGAUCUUGAGGGCAACCCAAUCCUGAAACACUACUAUACCAACAGGAUCAUCCUUUUUCUCAUGUGUGCUGGUAAUGAAUUGUUCUUUGGUACACUCUAUCUGAUUCACUUCACUGCAGGGCCCAAAUUGCCCAUCAUCUCUUUGAGUCUGUGGACCUCGCUGUGUGUGCUCUGUGCUCCUGUUGCUGUUAUGAAGACUGUUAUCAGCUUGGUACAAUUAUAUGCUGCUUCCCUCAAUGUUGCUGCCAUAGAUGUCACAGAAAGGGAAGAAGCUAAGAAAAAAUCUACAUGAAUUCAUGACAAUCAAGGAGGUCAAGUUUAAUUUGAUUUCAUGAGAUCUUCAAGUAAUUUUGCAUAGCAUAACACCUCAUACCUGAUUUUAGAAGUCUUUUUUGUUACAAACAUUACCGUAUGUAACAAAAAAUUACUUAAUUUAGAUAUGAAUAAAAUGGAACUUUCAGUAUCACUUUUUGGACACCAUCUGCCCCUGUAUUUUUAAAUCCAAUAAGAUGAUCAACUUUAUUUUAACCAUUUCUGGUUUAUUUAUACAUGGAUGACAACUAAUAGUUGAAACAAAUAAUGUAACACCCCACAACAAGUAGUAUUGCUUUUUGAAGGAAAUGGUCCUAUAUAAACAAUGGAAAGGAUCCAGUGUAACAAUUUUUUUUUCAAAUUUUCCAUAUUUCGUUAUGUUAGAUUGAUUGCUGGAAUGCUACAGGUAUGAGACACUCCCUCAAAAAAUUAUGGUACCUGACCCUCUUUUUUUUUUCUAAACAAUAAGCCCAAUCAGCAAUGAUAUUCCAAGUUUUGAAUAUGUAAGAAUGAAAUUCCUAUGACAAAAAUGAUAUUCCUUAGAUAUGACUUGGCCUCCUUAAUUAAGCCUAUGAAUAAAUCAGUUCAAGAAACCACCUCAACACUGACAGACAAAGUUCUCCUCCGUGGUAUUUCUUUGAAGUUACAGAUGAUUGUAUAAAUCUAUGUUGUGCUGGGUUUUGAAUUUGUGGAUAUGAGUAUUUAGAUGUAAGAGUUGACACAUUUUACUAGGGCAGAUUUAAUAAUUCCAUUUGUUUUUUUUAAAUUUAAAUUAUUGUUUUUCUUUUUAUCAAGAGCUUAUAAAAUAUGUGGGUAUUACCUCCAAUAUUUCUGUGACUGUCAUUAGCCACAAGUAUGAAAGAACACAAAGACUCAGUGGCCAAAAACAACUGGAAAUCAGCCCUUGGAGAACAUACCUGCAAACAUCCAGGUCACCACAUUGAUUUUGACAGCCUGAAGGUAAUAGACAGGGAAAACUGGACAUUCCAAAGAAAAAUAGCAGAAGCUGUACACAUCAGGACCAAACAACCAGACCUGAACAGACAGGGGGGAUAUGAUCUACCAGCUAUCUACCUCACGGUGCUCCAGAGGGAUGUAGAGGAGUCCCGUGGGGAGGAUGUAACAGUUACAACACAAGGCCAGUGAUUAGGGGCAAUUGACCUGGAUUUUCAUUCCAGGUGAAAUGACCCUA